Panonychus citri (citrus red mite) is the source of this 4089-nucleotide messenger RNA. Its product is annotated as vitamin K-dependent gamma-carboxylase-like. The record is from RefSeq and is a predicted model, not a curated record. NCBI's taxonomy places the organism in Eukaryota, Metazoa, Arthropoda, Arachnida, Trombidiformes, Tetranychidae. Gene Ontology annotation, biological process: peptidyl-glutamic acid carboxylation. Gene Ontology annotation, molecular function: gamma-glutamyl carboxylase activity; vitamin binding.
AUCCGUUCAGUUGGUGUUCCUGAUUCACUUGUUGUUUUUCAACGUAAUCGGUCAACUUUAAGAUCUUAAAAAUGGUCGCCAAUGGAUUGGCCUGUUUAAUUGUGGCAGUUGGAAAUGUUGAGUAACUUGAUGACCAUUAUUUUGAGAAUUGUGUCCAGUUUGAUGGUUUUCCUCCUGAAUCGGAGUUUAUUGUUGAUGUGGAUAAAAUGUUCCCGGUGAAAUUUUACCUCUAAAUUGUUCAACUUGUUCUCGAUUAACAAAACAUUGAUGGUUAUUCUCUGAUGCACUGACAGUCUUUUUCUCGAUCUCAGAAAUCUCAAAAUUAAGAUAUUUGAACAAUUCAAUGUUCUCUAAGUAGCUAAGGAAAUUGUUCACAGCCUCUGGUCAUCGCCUCGCAAAUUUCCUUUCAUGGGCCAUCAUCAUCUUACCGAUUAUCAUGUUAAAAUCCUAACUUGAUACCAUUUCAACAUUCCUGACAUAGUCAAGAAGGUAAUUGUUACCGAAAACAAAAAAUAUUCUGAAAAAAUGGCCAAUCAAUCAGAGAAACGGAUUUUCCUCUUGAUGUUGGUUCUUCAUACAUCUUUGUAUUUCUUGAUUCUGUAAUUACAUAGUCGAGUAAUUAAACCGAGAAGAUAGAUUGAGAGGACAACAUACAAGUAUCAUUAAAUUGAUUGAAAUCAAUAUUCUGGCUGGAGAUUGAUUAGUUGGAAUCUAUUUAGAUUUAAUCGUGAUUAUUUUUGAAAUUUGAUAAAUUAAGUGAUCUAAUUUGGAAUGGAAAAUCUUUCAACUGUGUUAACUUGACUCAAAAUUAGUGAAAAAUUAACCUAAGGAUUAUCAAUAUCAAUCGAUUUGAUUGAUAUUCAAUUAACAACUGAACAUACAAUUUGAUUCCUGUUAAAAUAUAUAAACUGAGUGAAGAAAAAUAAUCUGACCCUUUCAAUCAGACUUAACAAGAAUCAAUGGUCAGUGGUCAUUUCCAGGUGAUGUCCAUUGACGAUAAUCAUCAUUAUUAUCACAGAGACUUUAAUCUCUGUUUUUAUUACAAUCUAUCAAUUGCCAAGAACAGUUGACUUUUAAUCCUUGGACAACAUUGGAUAAUCAAUUGAUUAUAAACACAACACACAUAAACAAGAUCAACAACUAAAAACUCCCAAGAGGAUUAAAUGGUCAAGAUGACAGUUUAAUGAGAGAAAAAUAAAUCCCACUGACCAAUGAGAAAAAAAUGACCAAUGGAGAAAAAAAAAUCGAUUCCAAAGCUUAAAUUACCUUUUCAAUUGCAUGGACACACAAACAAACAAUUAACCUAAAGAACAACCUAACAUGAGAGACAAUUAAUCUAAUUUCUCAUCAUCUGUGCAUGAUCAUGAUAAACUAAUUGUGAACUGGAUUAAAUCACCUGAUCACAAUUUACUUGUUGAUCGAGUUUGAAAGUUUCUGUUGAUUGACAAACAAAAGUUCAUCAUUUGCCUUUUUGUUUGUUGUUUUCCAUAGUUGAUUCAUCGUCAUCUUCAUCUUCAUCUUCAUCUCUCAUCAUCUUCAUCAAUCAUCAUGUAGAACAGGAUGAAAGAAAGUGAAUUAGGAAGAUAAUUUUUUCACUCUUUCGUCUAUUUAUCAAUCUAUUUCUGGAAACAUCGAGUUCAUCAUUUACACCAAGGUUACUAUGGUAAUCUAAUGGUUUACGACCAAAUUGAUGAAAAAAUUGACUCCAAAUUGACCACUUGAUUAUUAACAAUUUCCACUAUUCAAAUCAAUCAAUCAACUCUAAUCAUCUAAUCAUCUUGUGUCCAGUCAAUGUUACAGUUUUUCCUCCAUGUUAUUCAAUUGUAAUUCAUGUUAACUAUUGAAUGCUGAUCAUUUUUGCUUCUUCGUCAAAACCAAAACUAACAAUUUGACUUGGAUUUUUUUUCUAAUUAAUUUGAUUCUCUAUUGUGAUAAAUAAUUAGUUCACUUAUUCAAUGUCCAGUUUUCUUGAUUGUUGUCGCCAUCGACAUCAUGGUUCCCUUUUCAAUCGUUUUGUCCAAUUUAUGUUUCGACCUGUUGAUGGACAUAGUUUAGCUGUUUUUCGGAUUCUUUUUGGUCUUCUGAUGGUCAUCGAUUUACAGGUCGAACGGGCUUUUCACAAGGCUGAUGAGCGAUGGUCACAUUCGGAUGAGUGUCGCUUUCCGUUAAUUGAUUGGAUUAAACCUCUACCAGGACCUUACAUGAACUUAUUGUAUCUCUUAAUGACUUUCGGUUCAAUUGGAAUAACGAUCGGCUACAAAUUCAAAGUAUCGACAACAAUUUACGCUCUAAUCUAUUGGUACAUCUUUCUAUUGGAUAAAAGCUACUGGAAUAAUCAUUCGUAUCUAUUUGGCCUAAUCACAAUUAUCUUAGUCUUUUCUGAUUCUCAUAAAAUUUGGUCAGUUGAUUGUCGUGAUUCCGACGCCGAUAAUUACGGCAAGGAUAAAGUCCCUUUCUGGCAAUACUUUAUAAUCCGAUAUCAGAUCAGUUUGGUCUAUUUCAUGGCCGCAGUGAAAAAGGCCAAUCUUGAAUGGAUCGGCGGAUAUUCAAUGAGAUAUUUAUCAAGUCAUUGGGUUUUCUCACCUUUCAGGUUGAUCCUUUCACCGGACUUGGUUGAUUUAAUUGUCAUCCAUUGGGGUGGUUUUCUAAUUGAUUCAUCAGUCGGUUUCUUAUUACUCUUUAAAUUAACUCGACCAUUAGGAUAUCUAUUCACUGGACUAUUCAAUUCAAUGAAUUCGCAGAUAUUUUCAAUCGGAAUGUUUCCCUAUGUGAUGUUGUGUGUCCUUCCGAUUUACAGUUCACCCGAUUGGCCGAAAUCUUUGAUUCGAUUGUUUAAUCAUCAAACUGAUUCACCAAUUGAAGUUGAUUGUUUGGAAGAUGAAGAUGCGAAAAAGAAACAAGCAAAGGGAGAAGCAAAUGAGAAGCUAGAAGAUGAAGAUAAGGUUAAAAAGAAUGAAAGAGAAGGCGGGAAAAGAAGAGGAAAGAACGAAGUGAGAAAAGGAACCACACCCACGGAGAAUAAGAUGUUCUCAUUGAGGCCAAUUGGGUUGCAAUCAUCUUCCAAAGAAGAGAUUAAGGUCACUAAUCGACAAAGAUUAACUUGUUCCUUGCUGUUAAUCUACAUGAGUCUCCAAGUGGGUUUACCCUUUUCUCAUGAUCUGACCCAAGGUUACAACACAUGGACUCAGGGGGUUUAUGGUUAUUCGUGGGACAUGAUGGUCCACAAUUGGAGGUUAUUGGGCAAACGGGUGUUGAUUGUGGACAAACGAUCGGGACGCGAGGUUUAUCUCAACGUGGAAAAGUAUUCGCCCAAUAGGUGGACUCAUCAUGCUGAUAUGGCGAAACAAUUUGCUGAAUGUUUGGGUCAUCGGAUCAAAAAGAUGACCAAUCUGACGGAUUUUGAGAUUCGCAUGGACGUUUGGAUGUCGUUGAACAAACGGUUCGCUCAACGGGUUUUCGAUCCAACUGUUGAUCUACUUGCAGCCGAAUGGUCACCAUUCAAAAAACCCCCUUGGGUACUUCCGAUGUUGACUCAGUUCACCGAUUGGAGAUCAAUUCUCAAGGAAUAUGAAGAAAAUAUUUUGAAUUCUAAUCAAUCACUUUACGUUGUUUUCAUGGCUGAUUUUCCAGGUUUUGAUUUUGUUAAUUUUAUCGAUCCACAAUUUGGUAAUACAACAUUCAAGGUUCUAAGUGGUUGGGUCAAGUUACAAGUCAAAGGGUCAAUUGUCCGGUUGAUGACCAAAGGUGACGAAAGUCAUUUGCCUUCGGGUGAAUUUCAUUCGGUGAUUCCGAUCAAAUCAGAACCCGCUUCUUACAUGUACACGUUUACUAAUAAAACUGCUGCUGAAUCGAUGUGGCAAUCGAGUGGAGAUAAAGAAGAUAAAUCAGACAAAAAGGAUUAUUGGAUAAUCCGAUAUUGUGGAAAAUGGAUUAGGAGUUUCCAGAUAGUAAUUGAAUCAUUCACGAUAAUUGGAGGUCAGUUAAUGAACGCGUUCGGAAUUGGAACUGAGAUUUUUCGAAAAACGAAUCAAUAGAAUUGAUUGAUUCUGAAGACACAAAUAAACAGAAAUCCUUUUUUUUUGUUUUCAA